AUGCGUUACUUCAACCUGCGUCUACAGCAUCUGAGCUUCAUCUCCGCUGUCCUUAAGGCCCGUGAUGGGAGAGAGAAAACGCACGUGUCGGGCAAUCGGUCGGGCUCCCGGACGCAGCACGUGCUCUGGGACACAACUUCAUGGCAGGGAGAGAAGCCGGCGCAGGAAGCCUGUCGCAACGUGCCGGCGGCCACCUGCAAUGCAGCGCUGAAGUUCAAGGCUCCGGACAAAGCUAGUCGCCGCGCCGGGCAGAGGCUGCUCCGGGACGUUGCAAGCCUGGACCGCGGCCCGGCCCGGCCCGGCCCGCCCCUGCAGGCCCGCUGGGAAGGGCGAGUCGAGGGCGCCGCUCACACGCCCCGGCCAGCUGCAGCCGCAAGCGCACUGGUGUCCCAGCCCGCUCCCACCGACCCGUUGGAACGCCCCGUUCAUCCCGCGUCAGCGCCUCAGCCAAUCAACGCCGCUCUGCCCCCCGCCCUCUCCGCUGCUUCCAGCUUCAAGAAACCAUCAGCAGGGACAAUUUACCAGAGGAAGAAGGCAGCCCCCAAGCUGAUACUCACUGAAGAACAGAAACAACAGUUCCGAGAAGCCUUUGAUUUGCUGGAUACCGAUGGCACUGGCACGAUCGAUGUUAAAGACUUGAAGGUGUCCAUAAGAGCUCUGGGCUAUGAACCCAAGAAAGAUGAGAUGAAGAAAAUCAUAUCAGAAGUUGAUAAAGAAGGGUCUGGGAAGAUCAACUUUGAUUUAUUUUUGCAUGCAAUGACUCAGAAAAUGUCGGAGCCAGAUUCCAAAGAAGACAUUUUGAAAGCCUUCAAGCUGUAUGAUCAGAAUGGAACUGGCAAAAUCUCAUUCGAAAACCUCAAAUGUGUGGCUAAUGAGAUUGGGGAAAAUCUUACAGAUGAAGAACUGCAGGAAAUGAUUGAUGAAGCAGAUAUGGAUGGAGAUGGGGAAGUGAAUGAACAGGAGUUUCUGCAGAUCAUGCGAAUGACCAACAUGUAGCUAGACAUUUCUCUUUUCUUCCCACAAAUACUCAUAAAAUAUAGUUGGUAGGAACAUCUACAGCAUCCAUCAAAUCUUCUGGGGGAAAAGAAGAGAGUUUGUGUUUUUUAGAAAUAUAUUUGCAAUGGGAAUGAGUUACUGAUUUUAGCUGUUUAUUUCCUACUGUUUAAUUCAAUUUCAGAAUUUUAAAAUGAUCGUGGGUAGUGUUCUGACCACAGGUAAAGAAUCAGCUUAUUCAUUGCUUGUUUUCAUGUUCAGAAAAUCAUUUUCUAUAUCCCAAUAAAACUUGUAUAUAAUUAUUUCUA
This is a messenger RNA of Alligator sinensis (Chinese alligator), 1301 nucleotides long. RefSeq names its product centrin-1-like. The transcript is spliced from 6 exons. Lineage: Eukaryota; Metazoa; Chordata; Crocodylia; Alligatoridae. Gene Ontology annotation, cellular component: centrosome; centriole. Bases 1 to 996 code for a protein of 331 amino acids. Gene Ontology annotation, molecular function: calcium ion binding. The record is from RefSeq and is a predicted model, not a curated record. Gene Ontology annotation, biological process: centriole replication; nucleotide-excision repair; mitotic cell cycle.